CUGUUUUCAAUUUCCAACGUCAAUACUAAAUGUCAAAUCAAAAAUUUUUGCUUUGCUGUCAGAUCAGAAGUGAUUAGUGAAUUGAUUGUAAGCUUUGUAGUUUUGUAAGACAAAAAUAAAAUGUCUGGUUUUGGCGAUAAUUUCGGCACAACUGAUGAAGAUCCUGCAGCAGAAUUCUUAGCGCGUGAACAAGAUGAAUUAGCUGGAUUGGAAGACGAAGUAAAGCCGGCUGCAAUCAGUGCUCCAGUUUUAAAUGGAGAUGAUCCAACAAAUUCGGCAAGCAGUUUCGAAAUGGUAGAAAACACUGAUCAGGAUGGUCUCGGAGAACAAAAAUAUGAUUUCCAGGCCGAUAUGAAUAGCCAAGACUACAGAGAAGUAUCACCAAUUCCAAGGCAAGACGACAGACCAGAACCAGAGAAAAUUAGAAUAUGGAGAGAAGAACAAGUUAAGAGACUAGAAGAAAAAGACAAGGAAGAAGAGAAAAAGAAACUUGAAUUAAGAGAAGUUGCAAAGAAAGAAUUGGAAGAUUGGUACAAGAGUCACGAAGACACCAUUUCCAAGACAAAAGCUGCUAAUAGAAAUGCUGAAAAACAAUUUGUAGCUGAGGACAAUGACCUGGAACCCGGAACAGAAUGGGAAAGAAUCGCAAAAUUGUGUGAUUUCAACCCUAAAGCUAAGCAAGGCAGCAAAGACAUUUCUCGAAUGCGUUCCAUCAUCUUGCAGAUGAAACAGAAUCCAAUUCCGAUUAAGAACAAG
This is a messenger RNA of Psylliodes chrysocephalus, 756 nucleotides long. The record is from the annotation of a GenBank genome assembly. NCBI's taxonomy places the organism in Eukaryota, Metazoa, Arthropoda, Insecta, Coleoptera, Chrysomelidae.